Messenger RNA from Penicillium paradoxum, 231 nucleotides. RefSeq lists its product as uncharacterized. The coding region runs from base 1 to 231 and encodes 76 amino acids. The transcript has a single exon. Lineage: Eukaryota; Fungi; Ascomycota; Eurotiomycetes; Eurotiales; Aspergillaceae. The record is from RefSeq and is a predicted model, not a curated record.
AUGCGCUCCCGGUCCACAAGCUCUACUCGUUCAGGCAGCGACGCCGGUUCCAACCGAGACCACAACCAGCAGUCCGUGAAUACGACAGACCACUCCGUCGUGACGAACCGCGGUGCACCAGCCCGUCACUCCCGUCGCCAGCGAUCCGAGUAUCGAUCAUGGAAUAGAGCCAGCGAUAGACCGACUACGGGAACGACGGGGUCGAAAUAUCGAUCGACUUCGAGGCACUGA